Molecule: messenger RNA, 1542 nt
Organism: Scomber japonicus (chub mackerel)
Lineage: Eukaryota; Metazoa; Chordata; Actinopteri; Scombriformes; Scombridae
Gene: nprl2
Product: NPR2 like, GATOR1 complex subunit
Exons: 11
Coding region: 240-1391 (383 amino acids)
Biological process (GO): cellular response to amino acid starvation; positive regulation of autophagy; negative regulation of TORC1 signaling
Cellular component (GO): vacuolar membrane; GATOR1 complex
Molecular function (GO): GTPase activator activity
Source: RefSeq, a predicted model, not a curated record
UUGGAUGUAACGAGUAUUGGAGAGUUGUUGCAUAGUUUUUCUCAAUUAGACGGAUAUAACUUUUACAAAGUGAGCUGGUAGCACGUUUGCUUGGAUGUUAUUUAGACGUUUGAAAUGCUGAAUUGUUUCACAGGACUUCAGCAGCUCUUCAUUCAACGUUAAAGCUGCAAGCUAGCAGCUAGCUUUGGCAGCUAGGACAGACAGAGAGGAAACACAGUAGACUGAAACGCUUUGGUUCAAUGUGUAUGAUGGGCAUGACCACUCGAAUAGAGUGCAUAUUUUUUAGUGAGUUUCAUCCCACUUUGGGACCAAAAAUAACUUAUCAGGUCCCAGAGGAGUACAUCUCACGCGAGCUAUUUGACACAGUUCAGGUUUACAUUAUCACCAAGCCGGAGCUGCAAAACAAAUUAAUAACAGUCACUGCGAUGGGCAAGAAGUUAAUUGGGUGUCCCGUUUGCAUUGAACAUAAAAAGUAUAGUCGAAACGCCCUCCUCUUCAACCUUGGCCUUGUUUGUGAUGCCCAAACCAACACAUGUGCCCUUGAGCCAAUCGUCAAGAAGCUGUCUGGGUAUCUCACGACUCUGGAGCUGGAGAGUGGAUUCAUAUCCAAUGAGGAGAGCAAGCAGAAACUUCUACCCAUUAUGUCGACCUUGUUAGAAGAGCUCAAUGCCACAGGAGCCUGCACCCUACCCAUUGAUGAGUCUAACACCAUCCACCUAAAGCUGAUCCAGAUGAGGAAGGAUCCCCCGAUUGUCCAGGAAUACGACGUGCCUGUCUUCACCCAGUGCAAAGACCACUUCAUCAAAUCUCAGUGGGAUCUCACCACUCAACAGAUCCUCCCCUAUAUUGAUGGAUUUAGACACAUCCAGAAAAUCUCUGCUGAAGCGGAUGUAGAGCUGAAUCUUGUUCGUAUCGCUGUGCAGAAUCUCCUGUAUUACGGUGUUGUGACCUUGGUGUCAAUAUUCCAGUACUCUAAUGUGUACUGCACCACCCCCAAAGUCCAGAGCCUCAUAGAUGACAAGUCCAUUCAGGAGGAGUGCCUCAGCUACGUCACUAAGCAGGGUCAGAAGCGUGCCAGUUUGAGAGAUGUGUUCCAGCUGUACUGUGGUCUGAGUCCAGGAACCACAGUCCGUGACCUUUGUUCUCGCCACUCGCAGCAGCUUCAAAGAGUUGAUGAGAGGAGGCUGAUCCAGUUUGGACUGAUGAAGUCUCUCAUUCGACGGCUGCAGAAGUAUCCGGUGAAGGUGAUCCGUGAUGAGAGGAGCAGGCCGCCUCGACUCUAUACUGGUUGUCAUAGUUAUGAUGAGAUCUGCUGCAAAACAGGGAUCAGUUACCAGGAGCUGGACGAACGUUUGGAAAAUGAUCCCAACAUUGUUGUGUGCUGGAAGUGAUGUCACAUGAACUGAUGCGGAGUGGUGCAGGGAGUGGUUUGAAUGUAGAAUGAAGAUGCCUCAACCAAAGAUGCCUUCAGUAAGAGGAGUUUUCUUGGACUAACGCAAAACAUUCAAAGUAUUUUGUAAUUUGUAUAUCAGGUUAGUGUUU